This is a messenger RNA of Cloeon dipterum, 10274 nucleotides long. RefSeq names its product Myosin 10A (gene Myo10A). The transcript is spliced from 54 exons. Bases 372 to 9704 code for a protein of 3110 amino acids. Gene Ontology annotation, molecular function: ATP binding; cytoskeletal motor activity; protein binding. The record is from RefSeq and is a predicted model, not a curated record. Gene Ontology annotation, cellular component: myosin complex; cytoskeleton. Lineage: Eukaryota; Metazoa; Arthropoda; Insecta; Ephemeroptera; Baetidae.
CGGUGAGCGAAAAGCCGCAGUCGCGCUGUCGCUGGUGCUUGCUUUCAGGUCCAAGCACAUCGACGAGUCGGAAACAAUAAUCGGUAACCGUUGGGAAGCGCUCGGCGAAGAAAACAUCGCCUGCACGGCAUACCUGUGCCGCCAGUCUGUACCCUGACUGCAGAUCCGUGUGUGUGCCUGAAUACGCCAGCCAUAUCGCGACCUAUCGACUGAUUCCUUCCGGAUCUUUUGGGUGCAGUGCGACCACCUGGUCGAGUGUGGCUGUGUCCGAGUGAUGUGAGUGACGUCAAGGACUAACUAAAUUUGCGGUUGGACCUCAUCUCCAGACAUGAGGGCGAAAUGGAGCUGCUGAUUUGAACUCGGAAUCCCAAAUGCCAACAGCCCAGCCAAUGGAGUUCGAAAAGGGAGACCUUGUGUGGUUUGACCCUGGUAUCGGAUAUGUAUUACCAGGCGAGGUGCUCGAGUAUCACCGGGCAGGGCAGGUGGUUACUGUCCAGGCCCUCAUCGCCGGAAAGCCUCAAGUUUUCACUCUCACCAGCUUAAAUGGGGUGAAAAAGAGACAAGACCUAGGCCUAACCGGCCUAGAUGACAUGAUACAGCUAUCGGAUUUGAAUGAGGCUUCGCUGCUAUGGAAUUUGAAAAUUCGCUACGACAAGGAACUGAUUUAUACCUACACUGGAAGCAUCCUCGUGGCUGUGAAUCCCUACAAAAUGUUUGACAUUUAUGGCUUGGACAUGGUCAAGAAAUAUGAAGGCCAGAUCAUGGGCACUUUGCCACCCCACUUGUUUGCGGUCGGUUCGUGCGCGUACAGCCGAAUGAGCAAAGACUCGGAGAGUCAGGUGGUUGUCAUUUCUGGAGAGAGUGGCUCAGGCAAGACCGAAAGCACCAAGCUGGUUAUGCAGUAUCUGGCCGCUGUCAACAAAGCCACUUCCAACCUCAUAACCGAGCAAAUCCUGGAAGCUUCUCCCCUGCUCGAAAGUUUUGGCAAUGCGAAAACGGUUAAAAACGACAAUUCCAGUCGGUUUGGGAAAUACCUGGACGUCCACUUCAAACAGGGUGUGAUAGUUGGUGCCAAAAUUACUGAGUACUUGCUAGAAAAGUCAAGAAUAGUGACUCAAGCUCAAGAUGAGCGCAAUUACCAUAUUUUCUACGAGAUGCUCAAAGGACUCAAUGCUGAAGAGAAGGAAAAAUACGGACUCUUGACUGCAGAGAAAUAUUUUUACCUUAAUCAGGGUGGAAGCUGUGAAAUUGACGGCAAAAACGAUCUUGAGGAUUUCCAAUCCCUCUUGUCAGCCAUGCAGGUCUUGGGGCUGAAUUCUGAUGAGCAAGACACGAUUUUCAGAAUAUUAGCUUCCGUUUUGCACUUGGGCAAUGUGUACUUCCAUCGGAAGCAGCUGAAGCAUGGCCAGGAGGGCGUUGAAAUUGGGUCAGACGCUGAAAUCAGAUGGGCAGGGCACUUGCUUCAGCUCAACGUUGAUGGAAUCAAGAGGUCUCUCACCAUGAAAAUUACUGAAGCUCGAAAUGAGCGCCUUUUCACGCCACUGAGCAUUGACCAGGCCUUGGACGCACGUGAUGCCUUCGCCAAGUCGCUCUACAGCACUCUUUUCUCGUGGCUUGUGGCGCGAAUCAAUCAGAUUGUCUGCAAAGGUGGGAAAAGAACCGCCAUUUCCAUUCUCGACAUCUUUGGAUUCGAAGAUUUCAAGGAAAACAGCUUUGAGCAGUUGUGCAUUAAUUAUGCCAAUGAAAACCUUCAAUUUUACUUCAACAAACACAUUUUCAAAUUGGAACAACAAGAAUACGCAAAAGAGAAAAUCGAGUGGCAGACGAUUACAUAUACGGACAAUUUGCCGGUCAUCCAUCUCAUCGCCAAAAAACCAGUUGGCAUUUUGCAUCUUCUUGAUGACGAGUCAAAUUUCCCAAAGGCCACUGAUAUAUCUUUCCUUGAAAAAUGUCACUACAACCACGCACUGAAUGAGUUGUAUUCAAGACCAAGAAUGUCUAGCAUGGAAUUUGGCAUCAGGCACUAUGCUGGACAGGUUUGGUACAACGUUGAAGGCUUUUUGGAUAAAAACAGGGACACCCUGAGGCAAGAUGUGGUCGAACUGCUCAUUGGAAGCAAAAUCCCGAUGGUGAGCAAAAUGUUCCAAUCCCUGAGAAACUACCAAGAGACUACAAAAACUUUGAACAAAGCGAACGGUAGAUUUGUCACCAUGAAGCCUCGAACUCCGACAGUGGCUGCGCGAUUCCACGAUUCCUUGCAGCAACUUUUGGAAUCUAUGUCCAAGUGCAACCCUUGGUUUGUGCGCUGCAUCAAACCAAACAACGAAAAAGCCGCUAUGAAGUUUGAUAUGCCGGUUGUGCUGGAACAACUGCGAUACACUGGCAUGUUGGAGACUAUCCGAAUCAGGAAGACUGGUUAUCCAGUUCGGCUUAGGUUUGGUCAGUUUGUUGAGAGAUACAGGUACCUUCUUGGCCCGACCGCCCUUCCAAAGGGCACGCCUUUGCGGGAAGUGUGCAGAGCUAUUUUGGACAGAGAGCCAGAGAACUAUCAGCUAGGCACUCACAGAGUGUUCUUACGCGAAACUCUUGAGAGGCGUUUGGAGGAAGAGAGAGCGCGUGUUCUUGGCACUGCUGUACUGAAAAUCCAGAAAAAUGUGAGAUCCUAUCUCGCAAGACGCAAAUUCCAGCAGCAAAAGAGGGCCGCUGUGACUGUGCAAACAGCUUACCGAGGCUAUGCUGCGAGGAAAAAUUUCAGACUGAAGCGCAAAGUUGCCCUGAAAGCUCAAGCAAAUUACAAAAUGAAGAAAGAGAGGAAGCGAUUCACAGAAAUGAAGGCUGAGCUGAAGAGGAGGGCCGAGGUGGAGAAGAUGGCCCGGGAGAGGGCCAAAAGCAAAGCCCACAAGGAGGAACAGGAACGCACCUCCAGGGCUGUUGCUGGGGUCAACCACCUGGAAAUUCCUGCGGAAUUGGCUUUUAUCUUCAGCAAGUUGGACGAUUGGCAGCCAAUUCACUCGGAGCGCAACCUGGUAAAGGUGGUGGGCGCCCUGCCAAGUCGGUCUGACCGUUAUUACCUGCCCCAUGACAUUGAUCAACAUGCCUUCACCAAGUUCACAAACAUCUAUUUCAAAUCUCACGUCUGGGGCAUGAAACGGGAGCCAAUCAAGACUCCUUUCUUGGCUAAAAACAAGGACAUUGAUUACCAAGACUCGUUGGCGAUCUUCAAACUCAUUCUGAGAUUUAUGAAUGAUAAUAACCUGAGUCCCAAGAAGGAGCAGGCUUUGGGCGACUAUAUUGUGAACAAGGGAUUGAUAAGCGAUAAAAUGAGAGACGAGAUUCUCUGUCAACUGUGCAACCAGACGUGGAAAAACGAAAACGAAGCGAAUAACGAGCGCGGUUGGCUUCUGAUGGCCAACUGCCUCAGCUGCUUCCCUCCUUCAAAGACCUUCUAUAAGUAUCUGCUCAAGUACGUGUCUGACAGCGCUUACAACGGCUACAAGGCCGCGUGCCAGCGCAAGCUUCUGCAGUCAGCCAGAGCAGAGUGCCAGUUGGCCCGCGCGUAUCCUCCUUGCUUACUCGAGUGGAGGGCGAACCGGAAGAGGGUAAACAUGUCCCUUGAAUGCCAGUUCCCCGAUGGAGAGGUCAGAAACACUCCAGUUGAGUCGUGGACAACUGGUGAGGAGCUGGCUGGACUGGUCAUUCGAGACAGGGGUAUUGCGGAGUGUCAUGGCUGGACAGUUUCCUGCCACAGCGAAGAUGACAAUGAAGGGGAAGUUCGAGAAAUGUGUGGAUUCGACUAUGUGCUUGACUUGGUGUCUGAAAUGGAAUUGGCACCUGCAUUCCCUGUAGUGAAAAACUACUUCCUUGUCUCUGGAAAGAAAGGAAAGCGAAUGCCGCAAUUCUCUUCUAUGGGUGCACUUACGGUGGAUAUCGACGAUCAUUCCCCAAGACGGCCAGCAAACCCUCCGCCUGAGCCUCCAGUGACGAAGCAAAUUUCUCGUAAAAUGUCUCAUGAGGUCAUAUCGGAAAAGUGGGCCGAUUCGCAGCAACCUGGUCGCACUCGCUCGCAGUCUCGCGAUCACACCAACGACAUUGGCCUUUCCAGGAAAUCGGCCUUGAACGACAGAUACUUUGAGGAGAAAACUCGCAGCAGAAGUCUAGACAAUCUCCUAGGAGACGAGGCUGUGCCUGCCCGGAAGCUGCAAAAUUUGGGCCUGUCUCAGAGCAAACUGAAUGACCGAUAUCGGUCAAUUGAAAAACUGGAAGUGCCUGUCAUGGUGCACAACCAGGAAUACAUGACUCGCAAUGAAGUUGAAGAGGCUUUAGAGUCGAUUUCCCAGCGAGGCGUUAGCAAAAUGAAUGAUGAUGUGCCGAAGAGUCAGUGGUCCAAAUUUGGACUGAGUGGCAGCAACCUUAACGACAGAUACUUCAAAGAAAACCACGCUGAUGCUCAAAGUGAGCUAGACAGUGAAUUCAGUACACCGAACAUCCAGCCAGAAUUCCUUGAUCGUGGUAGACCUAGACGACCUCCUUCGGUUGACAACUCUGUCAACAAAAGACGCGUUUCUGCCUCUGACUUUGACAACUACAGAGACAAGAACAAUUUCAACACUGGCAGCACGCACGACGGCCAGCUCGCUCGUCACGACGGCUCCUCCACCAGCCAGCUGCCUUCUAACGGCCACGACGACUUCGACUUUGGCCAUGGCCGCCUGGGCAGAGGCCACCCCAGAUUCAUUAAGUCGCACAACGCUGCCAAGAGAACCCCUGGCAGCCACUCGAGUAGGAAUUAUCUCGAGAAAUCCGAGUACAGCGUCAAGUCGUCUGCGCUCUCAGAUACCAGCGAAGCACCAUCCCUCGCGUCCCACGUUCGCCGAGUGCGGGUGCCUUCGCAGGCCUCAGACGUGGACCAGUUCCUGGACGACCUGUUUAUGCCAGUGCUGGACGGCAAUCUUGAUGAGCUGUCGGACGCUCGCUCGUUGGCUGCGUCGCUCAAGGGCGGUGGCCAAAAGGGGCAGGGCGGCCAGGUGGAGUGCGGACAUGAAGAGGAGGUUGACCACGAGGUGGCCUCCAUCACACAGUCCCUCUCCAGAACUCGACGCGGCUUUUGCGCUGCCUCGAGUCAAGCGGAGGCCGUGAACUCCGAGAGCGUCGAUGACUACAUCCAGGGGCUGUUGGCCCCAGUUUCGCUCAACGGCAGCCUUAAGAAACUCAGCUCGGCCACGACUCUCGCUGACACAAUCAAAGGCGGAGGCGACAGCAUCGGUGGACUGGAAACCUCUUCCUCCCAGAGCCAAGCCAAAGGAUUUGGUUUCACUCCAAUCCCCGGCAUGACCUCCCCUACUCCAAUGGGAAUGAUGUCUGGCAUGAUGUCACCAACUCAGAUGAUGAUGCCAACUAUUCCAGUUUACACGCCGACAGCACAAGCUGCUUUCAUGACCCCAGGAGGCCUCAGUACCUCUGCCGGCUCGCCCACAUUCUUUUCCACCCCAAUGGGUGGCGAGCAAGCUAGCAUCCCCACACCUUUCUCAGCUACCCCAGGCCAGCAGCAGCCCUUUGUGCCUGUGCCAAUCUACAACAUGCAAGGACUUAAUCUGCCGUUCAACCAAAUGGACCCAGGACAAGUUGCUGCGUACCAGCAAAACCUCCAGAGAGCGUUCUUGCAGUCAGCCAUGGCUCAGAACAUGCAAAUCCAGCAUCAGCUAAUGGCGCAAAACCAAGCUCUGCAACAGAUGCUGCAAGUGCAAGCGUCGCCGUCAACAUCAAGUGGUCCUGUUCAGGGUGGUGCGCCAGAGAUGACACCACCUCCACCCCCACCCCAGUUUCCGCCACCACUUUCAAGUGGUGCUGCUCAACCACAACGAAGUGCCCCCCAGCAGAGCUCCAAUUUGUUCACGCCAGUGAGCAGCAAGGAGUCAGGAGCGCCCAGAAAAAGCAGCGCGAAGGGUACCUCUCAGCAUGCUGCCUUCGGCAAUGUGCUCACUGAACUUAAAAACCGCAAAGUUUCUCAAGACUCUGUGGGAAAGAAUUUUAUGGACCAUUCCUUUCAGCAAAACCAAGCAAUCCCUCCCCCUCCACCAAUGCCUCCAGCUCCUGAAAAUUGCGACCCGUCAGGGUCACGACCUUUCGUCGAUGUUUAUGGCAGAGCCAAGACUGUGAGAAUUGGCAAGUGGAGGUGGCCACCGCCAAAGGAAAGCGUUGAUCAGAAUCCCGACAGCUUUAUGGAAUUCAAAAUCAGACAACAUCACCGCAAAUCCGCGCAGCACCAGCAUCCAAUUGAUCUGGGCGAUAAUGGAAUGGGUUACGACAGAAAUGACUCUGUGGAGUGGGAAGAGUUUGAGGUUGAAGGUCAACCUACUCCCAAAGAAACUACUCCUGUGAAAAAGAAUUCUGUGGAGCACAAAACUGACGUGUCUGGAUUUAAGGCUUUUGAAAUUGGACCAAGGAAAACUACUCCAGGAAGUAUCGGCAAGCUGCGCAUUAGCAGUGAGAUGCGGCAAAAACUGGAGAUGGUCACUGCUAACCACAGCAUGAGGUCCACCACCAAGCCUGAAAAGCCUUCCUUGCUGCCCAUGAAGGAGCAGAGGGCAGUAAAAAAGCUAGAGGAUAAUAGGAAAUUGCUGCUUGAACAGCAACUAGCUGGCCGAUGGGACACUGUUGACUCAGUGGAAGCUGUCACGAAAGACAUGUCGAGGGGUCAGGACAAAACGCCAACAGGCCGCUUUGAAGACAACAGGCGGCCUGCGCCUCCACCCCCUCCAGUUACCCCUCACUUCAUGGAACAAUCAAUUCCCCAGCACCAUCCUCCAUCGAGGUCGAGCAGUUUCUACUCGUCAAACACCAACCAAGUUCCGGAGCCAAAAUCACCACCGCCACCAAUUCAGCCAAUAAAGUCUGAUUCCUAUCAAAUGCAGCAGAGGGUGCAGGAAAGAAGGUCAUCUGUUUCCACGCACCACACUGACAAAGCCGACAGGAUUGAAAUUGAGGAGUCGUCUGAGUUCUUGCAGCCUGUCGACUCGUCCACUCCAGUCUCAAUUGACAGAGAGUUUGCCAGAAGCUUGGAAAACAUCAAAACAAAGCUCUACUCAGCAAACAGUGCUAACCACUUCACCUACAACAGAGUCAACUGGAAGCUACACAUCAGGAAAGAGGUGUUUUCUCCCAACGAGGUUUUGAGCAACCCUCUGGCGUUGCACUUGAUAUUUUGCCAGGUGGUGCAGGACGCUUUGAGUCUGGCUUGCAUCAGGAUCAGCAGAGAGGAACGCAACAAAAUGCGUAAAAUGCUAGACAGCUACGGUAUUACCCUAAGCAACUUGCACUCGCCCCACCAUAAAGUGACCAUCAAGAAGAACAUUGUUGACAUCGCCAAGGAUUGGCCCACAUACUUUGCCAGGAUCUUCCCAAUUACAGGAAGCCAUCAAAAUCCUGAUGUGAAACACCUUGCCGUUUCUCACUCUGGCAUUCGAUUGAUCAGAAGGGAAAAGAGCAUUCCUAAUGACUAUCUUCAAGUUUUGGAUACGUUCAACUUUGAUGAGGUUGCGGAAACCUCAACUGUUAAGGGCAAUGCGCUGCAAAUAAUCUUGACCUCUGGCACCAGAUUUGUCUUCUACACCCACAGAGCCAUCCAAAUCAGAAACAUGAUUGAGCGUUAUAUGGUGGAAAUUGACAAAGAACAGCAUGAAUUCGUUCGAGCAGUGAAUGACCACCCAACCAGAGACUCUUCUCUGCUGGCUUUCAAGAAAGGCGACCUCAUAAAGGUUGUCAAUAAAGACCAAUAUAUUCAAAAAGGGUGGCUGUACGGCUCCAUGAAUGGUCGAAGUGGAGUCUUCCCUUGCGAUCUCGUUGAAGUGCUCGGCCGUAAUGAAGCCAUGAUAGUGCAACGACAGCAGCAGAAGCAGGUGGAGUCGAUUCCGCAGGGCGAGCACGAUGGCUGGACGAGGGGCAUGCACCCGCAGGUCCAGGUGCCGGUGGCCAACAAGGAGUAUUCCGCUCCCCCCUCAGGGCGCAUGAGCCGCGAGGGUAGAUCCAACAGCGUGGUCCACGACGGCAAACACUCGCUGCUGCAAUUUGCCAUGCUGCACUUCAGGAACAGCCCCGAAAAAUUCGAAAUGCUGAAAACCGCAGAUGGCUCCAUCAGUGGCUCCCUCAAGGUCAUCGAGAGCAUCAAAAACAACAAAAAGAGCAAGAAGAAGAGCAAAGACAACACGAGCGACUGGACCUGGAAGGAACAGGUUGACAUGGUGAAAUUCUCGGCCGAGCCGCCAAAACAGUCUCUUCUGCGUUUGGAGUCUGCAGAGCUGAGCGACCUGGCCGUCGAGUGUUUCUCCAGUAUCAUGUGCUACAUGGGCGACCUGCCCAUGCCUCCCGAGGUCACCGAGGUCAAAUGCGUCUACACUAUUCUCAUGCACUGUCACAAACACGAGAGCUUGCGAGAUGAGGUUUACUGCCAAAUAAUGAAGCAGACCACUAACAACAAAUCGCCCAAUCCCGACUCAUGUCAACGGGGAUGGCGGCUCUUCAGCAUCAUCGCAGCCUAUUUCACUUGCUCGCCGACACUCAAACAAUACCUUUUCAAAUACCUUGAAACCUCUGCGUACGACAAAAGAAGAGCUUAUCAUGGAACCGCCACCGUUUGUCUGCAAAACCUGCGCAAGACGUUCAAGUAUGGCGGCCGGAAAAACGUGCCGAGCGUGGAAGAAAUAACUGCCAUUAGCGCUGGCAGGAACUCUAAGCGCCAGAUUUACAGACUGCCUGGUGGCACUGAGCGUGUCAUCAACACAAAGUCAACCACCGUCGUGCAGGACAUCAUUGAAGAGAUCUGCACCGUGAUUGGUGUCGCCUCUGGUCCCGAGACUGAGGAGUUCUCACUCUACUGCAUCGUCGAGGGCGACUCAUUCACCAUGCCUCUGGCCAGGGAAGAGUACGUGUUGGACGUGACGACGGAGCUGCACAAAAACCAGCAGGUCUUUUACCUCAUCUUCUGCCGCUCGGUGUGGUUCUACCAAAUGAGACUUGAGAGCGCACUCUAUGUCGAAGUUGUCUUCAACCAAGUGGCACCAGACUACUUGGAAGGACUGCUUUUGGUCAUGCCAGGAGAACAGCUCGACCAGGAACUUGUCUACGACAUUGCAAAGGUGGCUGCCCUUUUGCACAGAGCUGCCGAUCUGAGCCACUUACCGACGAUGAAAGAGACAAAAUUCCUGCUUCCUAGACCGGCCCUCGGCGUCAGAGACUUGAAGCCCGCACAGUGGGUCAACAUGGUGCAGGCGAGCUGGCAUGAAGUCGAGCCGCUCACCGUUUCCCAGGCCAAGGCUCAAGUCUUGGAGCUCCUCUCUAAGUGGCCACUGUUUGGAUCUAGCUUCUUUGCUGUAAAGAGGGUGUCUGAUCCAAAGGAAAGAUCUGACCACAUUCUGGCUCUGAACCGACAUGGUGUCCACUUUUUGGACCUCAUGACUCAUGAGACUCUGAUGCAUUAUCCGUUCAGCGAGGUGAUAUCAACCAGGAAAGUUAAGUCUGAGGAUGGAAUCCUGUACUUGGACAUGAAGUGCGGCAACCUCAUGCAGCAACGCAUCACCCGCUUGCAGACAGACCAGGCGCACGAAAUCUCACGGCUCAUCAGGCAGUACAUUAGCAUGGAGCAGAGGCUGCGAGGCGGCCUUGACCAGCCUCACGACCUUCCUGCAGAUAUUAGCCUCAAUUCUAGAUAACUCUGACACAUCAUCUCAUCAGUAAUUUUAAACUUAUUAUCGCGCGUGGAACUGCUUCAGCACAUUCCGAUGGAUGGUUAUUGAAAGUGCCUGCUGAAUCAAUAAACUUUUUAAGGACUUUUUAUUCGUUAUAGGAAAAACUUAUUGUGCUGGCCAAAUUCGAAUAACUGCUCAAUUCAAAUGUAUCGGUGGACACACACUACACGCAGUACAGUAUAUCACACCUAUCUAUACUUUGUACAAAAAUGGUGAAUAUCUUGGGUCAAUUAUUCAGUUGAGUAGAUACACGCAAAUUUAUUUUUGAGAAAAGUUAUAUGGAGUACAUAUAUUUCAGUUGAGUUUAUGGCGUGAAAAUCUAAACAAGGUAUUACGCAUUCACGUGUGAAUAUCGCCGCAAGCAAAUAUUUUUAUGUGAUGCAAAGUUGCCUGCUUCCACUACUGACUUGGGCGCAUACGUAUAUAUUAUUUUUGCAGAUAAUUAUAUCAAUAAUUAAACUGUCAAUGUAACAAGCAGUCGUUUUGUUGGAUUGUAAAUAGUUGAAAUUUAAAAUAAAAUAUUAUUUACAAAAA